GCCGGGGGCCGGCGGGGCCGGGGCGCCGUGGCCUCGCGGUUCCGGGAGCGCCCGGGAGCGCCUCGGGUCCCCGCGCCGCGCGCCCCUCGGCCAUGGCUUUCGCCAAUUUCCGCCGCAUCCUGCGGCUGUCCAACUUCGAGAAGAGGAAAUCCCGCGAAUACGAGCACGUCCGCCGGGACGUGGACCCCAACGACGUGUGGGAGAUAGUGGGCGAGCUGGGGGACGGCGCCUUCGGCAAGGUUUACAAGGCUAAGAACAAGGAGACGGGCACGCUGGCGGCUGCCAAGGUCAUCGAGACGAAGAGCGAGGAGGAGCUGGAGGACUACAUGGUGGAGAUCGAGAUCCUGGCCACGUGUGAGCACCCCUACAUCGUGCGGCUGCUGGGGGCCUACUACUACGAGAGCAAGCUGUGGAUCAUGAUCGAGUUCUGCGCCGGGGGAGCCGUGGACGCCAUCAUGCUGGAGCUGGACCGCGGCCUGACGGAGCCCCAGAUCCAGGUGGUGUGCCGGCAGAUGCUGGAGGCCCUGGCCUUCCUGCACAGCAAGAGGGUCAUCCACCGCGACCUCAAGGCCGGCAACGUGCUCAUGACGCUGGAGGGGGACAUCAGGCUGGCUGACUUCGGCGUAUCUGCCAAGAAUCUGAAAACGCUGCAGAAACGGGACUCCUUCAUCGGGACGCCCUACUGGAUGGCCCCGGAGGUGGUGCUGUGCGAGACCAUGAAGGACACGCCGUACGACUACAAGGCGGACAUCUGGUCGCUGGGCAUCACGCUCAUCGAGAUGGCCCAGAUCGAGCCCCCCCACCACGAGCUCAACCCCAUGCGGGUCCUGCUCAAGAUCGCCAAGUCGGACCCCCCGACACUGCUGACGCCGUCCAAGUGGUCCGCGGACUUCCGGGACUUCCUGAGGAUGGCGCUGGACAAGAGCCCUGAGAGCCGGCCCAGCGCCACGCAGCUGCUGGAGCAUCCCUUUGUCCGUGGUGUGAGCAGCAACAAGGCCUUGCGGGAGCUGGUGGCGGAGGCCAAGGCUGAGGUGAUGGAGGAGAUCGAGCACGGCCAGGACGAGGUGGAGGACGAGGACACUGCGGACCCCGCAGACGCCGCCCCUGUGAAUCCUCCAGGGACCCAUGCACGCAACCCCUCCGACACCAGCGAGCUGAGCCUCAAGGAGUCGCCGCCCAGCCAGCCCCAAAGCAGCGUCAACGGGCCCAGCGUCAACGGGCCCGCAGAUGGAGUGCCGUCAGCCGUCGACAAGCACGACAAUGGCCCCGUGGCACCUGCACCCCUGCGGAAAGCCCGGCCCGUGUCUGUGGGUGCCCGGAUCCAGGACUCAGAGGAGCCGAAAGCCGGCCCGGUGGGUGCCACGCCCCAGCGCCCGGCCCAGAGCCGGCCGAGCAGCAGUGCCCUGGAGGGCCUGACCCUCCCCUCGCAGCCCCCCGACGCGUCCAGGAGGGACUCGGCCUGCAGCACCGUGUCCACCUCCGAGAGCACCGAGGGCGGCAGCUCCUCGCUCUCGGCUGACCUGGCCAUCAACAAGGAGACGGGGUCCCUGUCCCUCAAGGACUCCAGGCAGAACAAAAAGACCCUUAAAAGGACCCGUAGGUUCGUGGUGGACGGCGUGGAGGUGAGCGUGACCACGUCCAAGAUCAUCAGCGAGGACGAGAAGAAGGACGAGGACAUGCGCUUUCUCAGGCGCCAGGAGCUGCGGGAGCUGCGGCUGCUGCAGAAGGAGGAGCACCGCAACCAGGCGCAGCUGAGCAGCCGGCACGAGCUGCAGCUGGAGCAGAUGCAGAAGCGCUUCGAGCAGGAGAUGAGCGCCAAGAAGAAGUUCUUCGACACGGAGCUGGAGAACCUGGAGCGGCAGCAGAAGCAGCAGGUGGAGCGGAUGGAGCAGGACCACGCGGUGCGCCGGCGGGACGAGGCCAAGCGCCUGCGGCAGAAGCAGGAGGCCGACUACGCGCGCUUCCAGGACGAGCUCCGGCUGCGGAAGAAGGAGGUGAAGAAUGAGGUGGAGAAGCUGCCCCGGCAGCAGCGGAAGGAGAACCUGAAGCUGAAGAUGGAGGAGCACGCGCAGAAAAAGCAGCAGCUUGACCGGGACUUCCUGGCCAAGCAGAAGGAGGACCUGGAGCAGGCCAUGCGGAAGGUCACGGCCGACAACAGGCGCGAGAUCUGCAACAAGGAGCGCGAGUGUCUCAACAAGAAGCAGGGGCUGCUGCGAGACCGCGAGGCGGCCCUGUGGGAGAUGGAGGAGCUGCAGCUGCAGGAGCGGCACCAGCUGCUCAAACAGCAGCUCAAGGACCAGUAUUUCCUGCAGCGGCACGAGCUGAUGCGGAAGCACGAGAAGGAGCGGGAGCAGAUGCAGCGCUACAACCAGCGCAUGCAGGAGCAGCUGCGGCUGCGGCAGCAGCAGGAGCGGGCGCGGCUGCCCAAGAUCCAGCGCAGUGAGGGCAAGACCCGCAUGGCCAUGUACAAGAAGAGCCUGCACAUCGCGGGGGCGCCCGCCGCCCAGCAGCGCGACCGCGUCAAGCAGUUCUCCAUGCAGGAGGAGAAGAGGCAGAAGUCGGAGCGGCUGCAGCAGCAGCAGAAGCACGAGAACCAGACGCGGGACAUGACGGCCCAGUGCGACGCCAACAUGGAAGAGCUGCAGCAGCUGCAGCGGGAAAAGUGCCACCUGCUGGUGGAGCUGGAGGAGCAGAAGCUGAAGGCCCUGGACGAGAGCCACAGCCAGAUCCUCCGGGAGUGGCGGGACCAGCUCCGGCCGCGCAAGAAGGCGCUGGAGGACGAGCUGAACCAGAAGAAGCUGGAGCAGGAGCAGUUCUUCACGCUCAAGGAGGAGGCCGAGUCCCCGGAGCCCACCACCCCCAGCAAAGGCGCCAAGUUCUUCCCCUACAGCGCCCUGGACGCCCCCUAGCGGCCCCCGCCCCAUUCUCUGUCCACACGUCACUCAGGACUCCCGGCCCCGCUCCCAGCUCCUGCCCUGCCCCCCACGCCCCGUCUGAGUCCCAGCCCCGGGGGGGGGGGGGGGCAGGGCCGGCAGAAUGGUGCCCUGUGACCCCCAGGCUCCCUGCUUUUGCCAAAACGCCGGUACAGCCGUGCUCUCCACUGGCUGUGCUGGGCCUGGGGUCUUCGAGCCCCCAGAGACUGCCCCCAGGCCCCCCGCAGCCAACUCCCCAAUGAAAGCAGGGCUCAAACCCGCAGGGAGAGGAGGCCUUCUUCACGGAGCCCAGCCCCCCACAACCCCCGGCACCCCAGUCUUGGGACGUGGAGGUGGAGGCUGGUCUUGGGGGGGUCCCCGCUGUGCGGGCUGGGGGUCCGUCGGUGAGCACCCGCUGUCGGUUCCCACCCACCCAGGCGCCCGAGUCUCAGGGGCUGGGGGAGGCCACUGGGGGGUUGUGCCUGGCUGGGCGCGUCCCCCCGCCCCUCUCGAGGAGAUACUGCCCCCACUGCAGCCUUCCCCACUCCCCCCCUUGCCAGCAGAGCUGGCCCUGUGCCCCCUCCCCGUCUGAGAAGGUCAGAAACAGCCCAGCACUGAAAGACCAUAAAAGGGUCUUUGCAACUAUGACAAAGCCAGGAUAGAGAAGACUGAACGCAGCGGGAUCACAGAUGUGCCCCCACGGUGACAGCCCAAAGAAACACAGCAGGCCAGCCUAGAGACAAGCAGAGCAGACUACGGACAGACAGACAGACAGAGCCCAGAUUCGCCCGGCACGCACUUGGCCAGCCUCGGAGCCCUGGGAGCAACAGGGACUUCAUGGUUGAGACCACCUUUGCCAGAAGUCGUAACGGAGACGUCCCGGCACGGAGCGCGCCUCGCCACACCAGAUUAGGGUUCAAACACAGCUACCGACAACACCAGAGGAUGCCACUAGUCAUUCUUCCCGGGAGACCAAGGACUAGCGUUUUCUAAUAAAGAUGAGACA
This is a messenger RNA of Sorex fumeus (smoky shrew), 3918 nucleotides long. It is a transcript of the gene STK10, whose product is annotated as serine/threonine kinase 10. The transcript has 19 exons. Gene Ontology annotation, biological process: protein phosphorylation. Lineage: Eukaryota; Metazoa; Chordata; Mammalia; Eulipotyphla; Soricidae. The record is from RefSeq and is a predicted model, not a curated record. Bases 93 to 2909 code for a protein of 938 amino acids. Gene Ontology annotation, molecular function: ATP binding; protein serine/threonine kinase activity.